AUGGAGGGAAAACGCCUUUCAGAGGAGUUCCUUGUGGAGAACAUAAGGAGCCAUAAGUGCCUGUGGGACCACACGGACAACUCGUACCUGAAGAAAACCCUGAAAAGAGCGGCAUACAAUACUAUCACGUGUGCCCUCCGAGACAGCUUCCCAGAACUUAGCAACAUUACAGCAGGGUUUAAAAGAUUGCUAAUGGCACACCUUGGUGAUAAGCUGUAUGAAUACUGCCAUGAGUACCGCAAGGUACAAGCAACCCCAAGCGGUUCAGCUGGCCACUAUACAUCAAAGUGGGACUUAUUUGAUGUUCUGUCCUUUCUGAAGGACAUAUUGAAUAACUAUACAACAAAGGCCAGUGAUUCCUUCACAGCUGAGGCAAGUGCGGCAGUGGACACCUUCUCCAUCGUCAUUCAUGAAGAUGUGACACAGGAGGCGUCCAUUGCAUCCCCCAGCAGCUCCUCAACUCCUUCACCUUUAUACUCUUACACCUCAUCGCCAUCUCCCUAUACUAUUUUAUUACCUUCACCGUUGUGUGAAGGUAAUACAGCUGAAGUAGAGGCACCUUCACUAGUGGCAGGCAGUGCAUUGCUGUCAACAGGAAUGACACCUGUUCACUCUUCUGGCACUACCCCAUCAAGCAAACGCAAGAGGAGACAUGGCAUAAGGCACAUUGAGGAAGAGUGCAGAGAAGCUCUACAAAACCUAAAUGAGGCAAAUAAAGAAAAAGAUGAUUUCAGUUUCAGUUUUGGCAGGAUGGUGACGCACUGGAUGCGUGACCUGCUCUCUGCUGAAAGGAUGUCAGCAGCCUUUCAGCUAUUGGGAGUGAUGAAAAAUUAUAAUUCAAGGCAAAAUAUAUAA
Portunus trituberculatus (swimming crab) is the source of this 855-nucleotide messenger RNA. RefSeq lists its product as uncharacterized. The transcript is spliced from 4 exons. The record is from RefSeq and is a predicted model, not a curated record. NCBI's taxonomy places the organism in Eukaryota, Metazoa, Arthropoda, Malacostraca, Decapoda, Portunidae. The coding region runs from base 1 to 855 and encodes 284 amino acids.